AUGGCCGCUGCCCCACCAACGGGUGCAUCACAUAAAGUCCUUCUUUCAACUUACGAGAAAGAAAACUUCCAGCGGAUUGCGAGACUAUUGGUGGCUGGAGGCACAGCCAUAAUGCGAGAAAUGUUUGAUCAGUUUUUCAGCCCUCAUCAAUUUGUCGUGAGAAUAAACAAUCCUGCCGUUAAGCGUAAGAUUAAGAAGGCAAAACUUUCCAAGCCACAAAUGGAAUGCCUUUAUCCAAAACCGGGAACAUGCAAUAGAACUUCGAAAGACUUCGACAUUAGCCUCCUUUACAAACUAUUUAAAACAGUCUGUAACCUUAUUCCACCAGCAUCUGGGUGGGAUACCUUUCCACCACCAACAGACCAUUCUACAGCUGCUGAUCUGACAAGAAUUAAAGAAUACCGCAACAAAAUUUGCCACGGCUACCCUGAAAUGGAAAUGGGUGAAACCGAAUUUAAUUCGUUAUGGAACGACAUUCGAGAGGCUCUUGUGAGACUAGCAGGCUCGAUAAGUCAUUCAGCUCAAAGUGCAUGGGAAAGAUUGAUUGAAAAGUUCUUAACUGAUCCGCUAACGUCUGAGGAUGAGAGAAAUGUUAGAGAAUUGAAAGAAUGGUACGAAAAUGAAGUAGGAACCAAAGAGGAAAUAAAGGAAGUUGCAAAGUCUAUUCAAGUGGGACUUGAGGGUGUACACCAAGCCAUAAAAAGGACUGGUGAUGAUGUACACCAGGCCAUAAAAAGGACUGGUGAUGAUGUACGUAUUGACGAUGUACAACAGGCAAUCAAAGACACCGGCGAAACAAUAAUGAAAAAAUUUCAUCCCAUUGUCGGAAAAAAGAAUGAUCCAAGGACAUCAGCGCAGUUAACAAAGAGUGCUCUCGUUGGAAGAGCGCAAAAUAAUGACCUCCAAGAUGAGAGAAGGUCACAUUUACAAUGUGGAUCAUCAACUCCACCAGAAAAAAUGUUAACGGCGACAUCAACCCAUAGUGAGUUCAUUAAGGCCAAUUUUCCUCAAAACACGUGCAUUACACGUUUGAUUUUCGAAUGUUCAAGCUAACUGAGUUCCUACAGGGUACCCCUCUUUCAAAAAAUUUUCCCGAUUACCACUAAAUGAUAUGUUUAUUUUCUGUGUUAAGAUUGCCAAGAAAUUGCAAAAGUCGAUCAACUUUUGCUCAAUGAACGCGUCAAAGAUGUACCAUCAAUUUUACGGUUUAAUUUAGACUGACUUGAGGGUUUGUCCUGUACAAUAAAUCGCGGGAACUUCAGAUAUUUUUAAUUUGGCAGUAGAUUAGCGAUACCUCUGGUCACACUUUUCUUGGUUAUUUUCAGAUUCGUUCCACGUGCAGAGAUUCGUGCAACACACGAAUCUUGUACAAAAUUACUCCUGAAGGAUAAGGUGUAAGACUAUGGCAUGGAUUACCUUUAUGUUAUUGCCUAUCUUGGGGAUCCAGUUUUUUGGUUUUAUUUACCCUUCCUUGUUCACAUUAAUUUGCAUUUUACUUUACAGGCCCCCAAAUUAGGACGUCAUAAGGAUAAAAAACACACAUAAUGGCACAUAAAGAAGGUUUCACAAUUAUAAACUAUUGAUAAUUACAAUUUAUAAGCCUGCUUUGUUUUUAUAAUCUUCUUUUCUCAUUUUAAAGCAACUGGUUCAGGAUCACGACAGUUACCAGCAGGA
Pocillopora meandrina is the source of this 1674-nucleotide messenger RNA. Lineage: Eukaryota; Metazoa; Cnidaria; Anthozoa; Scleractinia; Pocilloporidae. The record is from the annotation of a GenBank genome assembly.